AUGGCUCUUCCCAAAAGUACAGAACCACUGCUUUCACCAACUCAUUGCUACACUCCAAUACCAUGCGAUCGGCAUGAUCAAGAAGAACGUGUCGUGUUGCCUUUUUACCGCCACCCCACCUCUCAAUACUGCCGUCGAUGGCCAGUGAUAGUCACUGCAUCCCUUCUCCUCCUUUCAGCACUUGUCUAUGUUUUUUGGCCCUCCGAUCCCACGGUCAAGGUCGUAAGGCUGCGUCUAAACAAGAUACACAUACACACCUUGCCUAUAAUUAACAUUGACAUAUCUUUGUAUGUUACUUUAAAAGUGCGCAACGUUGAUGUGUAUUCCAUGGAUUUUAGAAGUCUUGAUGUAGCUGUAAAGUACAGAGGGAAGAGGCUGGGUCAUGUGAGAUCCGAUCACGGUCACGUGAAGGCACUGGGAUCAUCCUUCAUGGAUGUUGAACUAGAUUUUAGUGGGAUCAGUGUUCUGUCUGACGUGGUGUCCUUGCUCGAGGACUUGGCUAGGGGUACGGUGCCGUUUGAUACUGUCACCGAGGUUUCUGGCCAGCUUGGAUUGUUGUUCUUUGGGUUCCCUUUGAAGGCAAAAUUGUUCUGUGAAGUUCUGGUGAACACAAACAAUCAGACAAUUGUUCGUCAAACUUGUUACCCUCAGGUGAGUGGGCGUCUUUGGUACUGCUCUGUUAUUUGCAAUGGCUGUAGGCUAGGGGUACUCAUCGCUAAUCAUAUUUCGUAG
Molecule: messenger RNA, 732 nt
Organism: Dovyalis caffra
Lineage: Eukaryota; Viridiplantae; Streptophyta; Magnoliopsida; Malpighiales; Salicaceae
Source: the annotation of a GenBank genome assembly